CGUCAUUUGCGUCGUUUUGCUUCUAUUGUACGUAUCUCGUCCCGUGUGUGUUCUGAAUUAUUUUACUUUUCUCUCGGAGAUGUAACGUCUGCUGUCAUUUCCUAGUUGGCCAUUAUUUCGUUAUUAUAUUUCGAAUACAUUGUUUUACGUUUAAAUUGUAUAUAUACAUACGUAUAUACGCGCACCUUGCUCGACAUUAAUUGUUUUUUUAUUAUUUUGCGUUACAACGAGAAAGAGAUAUUGAAAAUCGCUCCAAGAUGAGUAUGCCGGAGCUGGGAAGUAAGAUCAGCCUGAUAUCAAAGGCCGACAUUAGGUAUGAAGGGAAGCUUUUCACGGUCGACCCUCAAGAAUGUACUAUUGCGUUGUCUCAUGUUCAAUCUUUUGGUACAGAAGAUCGUUUGACAGAAUUUAAAGUUCCCGCACAGAGUCAAAUUUACAAUUAUAUAUUAUUUCGCGGUUCUGAUAUUAAGGACAUUAAAGUGAUUACACCGCAAAUACCUUUAAAUGAUCCUGCUAUUGUUCAAUUAUCUGUACCCCCAAAUAACAUGGGUGGAUUCAACUCAAACUACCAGCCCUCUAUGGACGAUAUGGGUUCUUCUGGUCAGGUGGGAAACUCGUACAAUCCAAUGUCUGGCGUUAACUUAAACGCUGGACCAUCACAUAAACAGUCAAGUGAGUCAUCUCCUCUAAUCCUAGACCAACAACAAGUUAAUCUGCAGACACAACAGAGGCCUGCCCAAUCUGAUGUAUUAGAUUUAAUAUCGGGUGGUUCUCGUUCAUCCACACCUGCUCAGCCCGCAUUCAACGGACAACGUAAUAGCCCAACGUUUGAUCAAAACAUUCAAGCCGGCCAACAAGCCAGUCCAGGAAACAGAAAUGGUAGAAAUCAACGGAACAGGUCAACGUCUUCUGAUACCCGAAAACCGAAUAGGCAACAAGGACAAAACUAUCAAAGGAACGAUCAACAGCAUUAUCAAAGAAAUGAUCAACAUUAUCAAAGGAACGAUUUUCAACACCAGGAUAAUUAUGUUAAUCGUCAAGGUGGUAAUCGCAAUAUGAAUGGUCGCAAUUGGAAUAACCAACAAAAUCAACAACAGCAAGUGAGACGUCAAGGUGGUGCUGGUGGUGGUGUUGUGCCCAAUACUACCGGCCGUUCGUUUUACAAUAACAGAUCGACUGGUCUCCCUGCUCCUAGUAAAGCACAAGGUCCCAGAACAAAUUCUCUCAAGUUUGAUGAAGACUAUGAUUUCGAUAAGGCCAACAGUGAAUUCCAAGAAAUCAUCAAAAAGCUAUCAAGAACAAAAAUUGAUGACGGUUCAGAAGAACAAACUGAAGAUGUUCCUGUUUUGAAUGGCGGUGCCUCUUCCGUUAACGGGGAUGCAGCUCUACAUGGUAGCGAUGGUGAACAAGCGGCUGCCAAAAAAUUGAAUCGUGUCGAAAGUAACAAUGAAAAUGCUGUUACUGACAAUGAAAAUGGUGAUGAUGAUCAAAAAAUAUUUUAUGACAAAACAAAAUCAUUCUUUGACCAAAUAAGCUGUGAAGCAGUCGAGAGGAGCAAAGGACAUAAUCAAAGAACUGAUUGGCGCCAGGAACGAAAAUUGAACUCCGAGACAUUUGGUGUAGCUAUGGCGAGACGUGGACAAUACCGCGGUCGUGGUGGAUACUAUAACAACAAUGCCAAUUAUCGUCAAAAUCCUAACAACUACAACGGCGGCGGCAGCAACCACUAUGUUAACAACCGCCAAGGAAUGAACUAUAAUUACCGUCCAAACAAUGGUUACAAUAACAUGCGCAAUAAUCCUGGUAACCGUGGUUACAACAAUUAUCGACCGAGAACCAAUAAUAAACAGGAUCAACGUCAGACAAAUGCAGUGUCCCCUCAACGAGUUGCAGUAGCUUGAUGGUCGCUCUGUCAAAAUUUGAAGUUGCUGUAAAUUUCCUUUACAUCUUAAAAACAAAACAAAAAAAACAAAAACUAAAAAAAAAAUGUAAUUUUCCUAUGGAAAAAUUACCUGUACAUAGUUUACAUUUCUUUACUUUAAAACCCUGAGAUUUUAAUUGAUGCCG
This is a messenger RNA of Adelges cooleyi (spruce gall adelgid), 2067 nucleotides long. It is a transcript of the gene tral, whose product is annotated as protein LSM14 homolog B. The transcript is spliced from 9 exons. The record is from RefSeq and is a predicted model, not a curated record. Gene Ontology annotation, molecular function: mRNA binding. The coding region runs from base 258 to 1901 and encodes 547 amino acids. Lineage: Eukaryota; Metazoa; Arthropoda; Insecta; Hemiptera; Adelgidae. Gene Ontology annotation, biological process: P-body assembly; cytoplasmic stress granule assembly. Gene Ontology annotation, cellular component: P-body.